AUGAGCCUGACGGAGUCCAGCCAGAGGGAGCUACAGCCCAACGGAUCUCUGUGUCGGACAGCAGGCGACGCCUUCAGGUGGCUCGACACACGGUGGCGUCACAUGACCACAAACACACCGCUGAGCUGGUUUCCUGUCCUCCUGGUGGUUCUUUCUCUGCUGUUUCUCCUGUUCGGUCUGCGCUGGUUUGGUCCAGCUGUUUUACAAUUGCUGCUUCCAGCUGUUAACAUCACAGAGUGGAGGCCAGCGGUCUCCAACGUCCCCGCUCUGUCCUCUAACAGCUUCCUGUCCUCUGAGAGCCAAUCAGGAGAGGGCGACGUAGAUGAGUCAAAGGAGGCGGGGCUGCUUCACAGCAAACCUCCACCAUCGGAAACGGCAGCAGGAGAGGAGCUUCUGUCCAGAUGUCAGGACAGCUGCCAACAGCUCGCCACAAUCCAGCAGGCGAUUUUGGGGCAGGUCUCUGCUCAGGUGCGAGAGGAAGUUCGGGCGCUGCUCUUCAGCAACCAGCUGACAGCGGGCGGAGACGCCGCCGCCCUCCCAGAGUCGCUCCUCCGGUGGCUCUCUGAGCGCUAUGUGAGCGAGACGGACCUGCAGGCGGCGCUGGCCUCUCUGGAGCUCAGCAUCCUACAGAACAUCAGCCUGCAGCUGGAGCAGCGGCGCGGCGAGGAGACUGUCAGAGAGCCUGUCCUGCAUGCUGCCGAGGGCGUCGGGGCCACGGUCACCCAGGAGGAUGUCCGUGCGGCGGUGAAGGACGCUCUGCGGCUGUUUUCUGAGGAUCGAACCGGCCUGGCGGACUACGCUCUGGAGUCUGGAGGGGGCAGCAUCCUGAGCACUCGCUGCUCGGAGACGUACGAGACGAAGGCGGCGCUGCUCAGCCUGUUCGGAGUCCCGCUCUGGUAUUUCUCUCAGUCUCCCCGAGCUGUGAUCCAGCCCGACGUCCACCCGGGGAACUGCUGGGCCUUCAGAGGCUCCACGGGCUUCCUGGUGAUCCGGCUCUCCAUGAGGGUCCUGCCCUCGGCCUUCACCCUCGAGCACAUCCCCAAAGCCCUGGCCCCGAGCGGGACGCUGCACAGCGCCCCCCGAGACUUCGCCGUCUACGGUCUGGCUAACGAGAGCCGGGAGCGAGGCAAGCUGCUCGGCACCUACACCUACGACCAGGAUGGAGACGCUCUCCAGACAUUUGCUGUUUCAGAGGAGAACAGCGAAGCCUUUCAGAUCAUCGAGGUCCAGGUUUUAUCUAACUGGGGCCACGAGGAGUACACCUGCAUGUACCGCUUCAGGGUACACGGGACGCCCGGCGACGUCUGAGCGCGCUCAUACAGUCGAACUAUUAGACUUGCGAGCGGGGUGGAGGCAGCGCAGAGGACAUCGUAGCUCUGGUUCAGACUCGCCUCCUGCCCUCGCCACUCGCCACAGACAUUUCCAUCUGGAAGUGAUCAGUGUUUCCUGUGGAAAAACAACAGUGUGUCAUUUCUGUCAAUAGUUAAUAUUUCUGUGUUUUUGUUUGACGUCCUGUUGGCUUUCCUGUUUUGUCUUUUAUUGGUCCCUCGAGCGUCUGUACUCUGAGCUCAGGCGUUCUCACAGGGCGACCCGUGGACGAGCUGCCAUGUUGAUGCAGCACAUGAACGGUCCUGGAAACGGCGCCGAUCCACAGUGACGCGUUUACUGUCUCCUGGAAAAGCAGGCGACGUUCCCGCUCGAGCAGAAUCGUUUAAAAGGGAGUUUGAGCUUUUUUUGCACAGACCGACUGAAACGUUUGAACCUGUGAAAUCCAGCUGCUGUAAUGUUCUCAUUUUGUCUUCAGGUUAAUUUGUUUUUAAUCUGUGGUUUCAUACUGGACGCUUCUAAUAAAGAUUUUCUUAAUAUACA
This is a messenger RNA of Pundamilia nyererei, 1869 nucleotides long. RefSeq names its product SUN domain-containing protein 1-like. The record is from RefSeq and is a predicted model, not a curated record. The transcript is spliced from 11 exons. Gene Ontology annotation, molecular function: protein-membrane adaptor activity. Gene Ontology annotation, cellular component: meiotic nuclear membrane microtubule tethering complex; nuclear envelope. Lineage: Eukaryota; Metazoa; Chordata; Actinopteri; Cichliformes; Cichlidae. The coding region runs from base 1 to 1308 and encodes 435 amino acids.